AUGGCCGGUGCGGCGGAGAAAUCAAACGGCGGGGAGGAUGGCGGGCAGCACACGUUUGCAGUCAAGACGAACAGCAGCGUGUACAACGCUGUCGCGAAGAUCCUGCGCGGCCUGCCCGGGUGGACGGAGACCUCGUCAUCGCAGUUCUGCGACCUGCUUCUCGGUGAGCGCUGGGACAUGCCGUGGCCGCUGCUCGCCGCGGAGCCCCAGGGCCGGCGUCCGGGCGCAGUGAACCACGUGCGAGGUACGCGCCAGGUGACCGUCAAGGGUCUGAUGCGCAAGUCGCUGGCGGACGCGACGGCGCACGGGCCGCAGCAGGACUACAACGAGAACAGGGACGUGUUCGUGCCGCAGACGUUCCUGGUCGUGCCGCGCGCUCCGGGCGCCGAGCAGACCGCGGACUGCGAGCGCGAGGCCUUCACGGCAGCUGCGAGGGACGGCGGAGCGGUGUGGGUGUGCAAGCCGACGGCGGGGUGCCACGGCAGCGGCAUCCGGCUGUUCCGCGACCCCACCGCUGCGCUCGAGUACGUGGACGGCCACUUCGUGCCCAGGGACUCCCCCGCGGGGAGCGAGCACGGCAGGACUGACAGCGACUCAAGCGGGGCGCCGCGACCCCCGGCGAAGCCGUGGCUGGCCCGCCGCCGCGCCAAGCCGCAGGCAGCGUGGCUCGCACAGCGGUGCGUGGACCCACCGAUGCUGAUCGACGGCCGCAAGUUCGACAUUCGCGCGGUGGGCGCGAUCGCGGACGACCUGUCGGUGUGGUUCUACGGGGAGUACAUCCUGCGCAUGUGUAGCGAGCCGUACGACGGGAGCGACAUCGACUGCCCCUUCCGGAACAUCUCCAACCACUGCAUCCAGGUCGAGUCCGAGAACUACGGGAAGGGCGAGGAGGGCAACGAGCGCUUCUCCGCGUCCCUCAGGGAGGCGCUGGCCCGGCAGCACGGCCCAGAGGAGGGCGCGCGGAUCGCGGCGGACAUUGAACGGCAGAUGGAGGCUGCCGUGCUGGGGUGCGUCGGGGCGUGCCGGGGGUACCUGUCGCGGCGCGGGUCCGAGCGGCAGUACGGGUGCGUGCAGAUCCUGGGGAUGGACUUCAUCAUUGACUCAGGGUACAAGGUGUGGCUGUUGGAGGCCAACGGGAGCCCCGCGGUGGCUGAACGCAUGCUGCCGGACUUCGCGCGGGACGUGGUCGGGACGCUCCUGCGGCCCAUGGUCGAGGGAGCGCCGGCGAGGACUGGGCAUUUCCGGUGCAUCCAGCCCGCGCCUGAUUCGUAG
This is a messenger RNA of Pedinophyceae sp. YPF-701, 1272 nucleotides long. Lineage: Eukaryota; Viridiplantae; Chlorophyta; Pedinophyceae. The record is from the annotation of a GenBank genome assembly.